Molecule: messenger RNA, 1550 nt
Organism: Cinclus cinclus
Lineage: Eukaryota; Metazoa; Chordata; Aves; Passeriformes; Cinclidae
Product: inositol 1,4,5-trisphosphate receptor-interacting protein-like 1
Source: RefSeq, a predicted model, not a curated record
UAUGAAGGCAGGCAAGAGUGAUGAUACAAAUGAAGGUGAAGACAAUGUAGAUGAAAAGGAAGAAUACACAGAUAUGAAGGAGCAAGAUAGCAAUGAUGCCAGUGAACAAAGAAACAGUGAUUGGACUGGGCAGGAAGAUAGCAGUGAUCGUGGGAAUGAAGUAGACCGUAAUGGUUUUGCUGCAACCGAGAAAGAAAUAAAGGAAAUUAUAAAAGAGGAUGAGAAUGAUAGAAACAAGGAUGAAGAACAGGGUGGUGUAAAUGUGGAGGGAAACAAGAAUGAAGACAGAAAAGAAGAAAUGACUGCCAGUGAAAAAGAAGGCAGUGAUGGUGGCAAGGAAGAAAGCAGUGGUGGAACUGAAGACAGAGAAGACACCCGAGAUGCUGGGAAUAAGCAAGCCAUCCUUUUAGUAGAUCACAUACAGCGGCCUGUGGAGGACCUGGGGAGAGGUUGCUCAGUGACAGCUGAGCUGAUGGAGAGCUUCACGUGUGUCUUUGUGGACAGCGUGAGCAGUAGUUUCUACCUGGUGCCUCAGGAAGCCAUUGGGGUGGGCAGUGCCUUUGAGGGUUGGAGUCCCCGGGAGGGGGACGGGGUGUACCGUGUGCUGGUCCUGCUGAAUCCCCUGCCAGGGCACGCCUUCCACCUAGAGCUGAACAGCGCAGGGCAGAUGGCAGCAAGGACGUUCAGCGUCCGUGUGGAUCUAGUGCACAUGUGCAAGAGGGAGCAGCUGGGCGAGAAGCUGUUGUGCUUCCUGCACCGCUCGCAGGAGGAGCUGCGGCAGAAGCAGAAGCGCAGCUUCCUGGAGACACUCUGCACCAGCUCCUACCUGGACGUGGUGAAAACCUCCCGCUGGUUCUACCAGUUGGUGAGAUCCUCGUGGCUGCAUGUGCCUCAGUCAUACUCAUGGCACUUGUUGUUUCAGCCCUGCAGUCGGUCCUGCCAAUUCCAGCUGAGCAGAGACAAGAAGAGCCUGAUGGUGGGGAUUCUCUUUGGGAUGUGCCAAGGGGACUCUGACAUCUUUGUGGUCAGCCAGCCUGAUGGCAGCCAUGUGAAUGCUGCAUAAUUGCUGCAUUUGUCACUGGCAAUCCUGAAGCUGCUUUUCCUGCUCCUGCAGAAGAAAGAUGCUGUGGCACACGGAUUUCUUAUGCAGACACGUCUCUUCCUUGCCCUUCGCCUUCCAGUGACAACUUUUGUGCUGUUGCCUAAAUCUAUGAGGCAUAAACUGGCUCCACCUGCACAUCUUUAAAGAAGAGAUUGUAGCUGAUGGAGAUUGCUUGGAGCACCUCAGAGACAGAAACCUAGCCUGUUAGGGACUUGAUGUAGUUAUUCAGUGAGCUGUAGCUUUAACGAUUUUGUAAGGAUGUGGUUCGUAGUAUAUGAAAGUAGGCCAGAUAGAUUUAACUCACUUUUCCAUGGUAGAACAGGUAGUCCAAGUUUCCAUAAUGAUAUUUAUUAGCAUUCCUUCCAGAGGCCCUUUAGUGUUGUCGGUGUGUAAAUACUUUGCAGUUACCCUUAGUUUAGGGAAUGGAACUACCCUACUGUAGUUGCUU